Messenger RNA from Racocetra persica, 122 nucleotides. The record is from the annotation of a GenBank genome assembly. Lineage: Eukaryota; Fungi; Glomeromycota; Glomeromycetes; Diversisporales; Gigasporaceae.
ACCUUGGUUAUGGUAGCAGUAAUAGUAGUGAUGGUGGCACUGGUGCCGUUGGUAUGUUGAUUGAUGUACCGACACCGACUCCAUCUUAUGAUGGAAAAAGCAGAUUUACUGAAAGGUUCUGA